Molecule: messenger RNA, 1237 nt
Organism: Monopterus albus (swamp eel)
Lineage: Eukaryota; Metazoa; Chordata; Actinopteri; Synbranchiformes; Synbranchidae
Exons: 2
Coding region: 22-975 (317 amino acids)
Source: RefSeq, a predicted model, not a curated record
UUUUGCGGGGGUUUAGUUUAAAUGAAACCAGGUGUGUUGUGGGACCGGUUAGAGGGGGCAUGUGUGUGUGUGUGUGUGAGAAUCUGUGAGUUGUUGUUUCGCCUACGGUUUGGCCAGAUUUGGAAUUUUGGUAUUUGGGCUGCAGACCAGGAAUUUGCAUCCUGGGGGGUCAGUGAGAGGGAGUUUGGAGAGUGGAGGAUGGCAGUGCAGGGGGCUAGAGGGGGGGUAAGAAUGGGCUGUCCCUCUCUCCUCCCUCUUCUCUCCUCUUUCUGUCUUGCUUUCUCUCUUUCACUCCCUUUGCAUGUGUUCAGCGGCUCCAGCUGUUGGUCUCCCCACUCACUCUCUCAGGGUCAUACAGGCAGGAGUUUAAACGACCACUUUCCGGGACAACCACAGCUAAUAGAAGUCACACCGGUCAGAGGGAGACUGAGACACAAGACAAGAGAGAAGAAAUUCAUCUAUACCACUUCUCGGCUGCUCUGUACAUUACAACAUCUUCAAGGCACUGCAACCUGUCUAACAGCUGUGUGUGUGUGUGUGUGUUUGUGUGUGCAUGUUUUACUUGUGUUCCUGUCCUGUCUCCCACCAAUUAGUAUGCAGGGUGCUUGUGUGUCAAACUUGUAUGUGUGCAUAUGUGUGUCAGUGCUCCUCCACAGUGCUAUUUCACAGCCACCCACAGAAAGUGACACCUACACGGUAAGGAUGGAUGAAUCUCUCUCUCCUUCCUUCUCUUUUCCUCUCUUACUCUCUUAUUUUCUUUACAUCUUCUGUUUUACAACAUAUCACACCUGUCAGUUAAUAUUACCAUUUUUUUGUGUUGAAGUGUUGGCCUCAGAUGCUUUCGUCUCUGUUUUUCUUACCUCAUCACCAUCUUGUUUAAUAUUCCAAGAAUUCAUAGUAAUCAUAAGUGUCCAUGUUUCUAAAGGCUUCUCUUUUCCCAUGCAUCUUGCAGAAUAUUUUAUUUUUCUAGGAUGAUAACAAUUUUCCCAGAGCAUGACCUCAAAUUAUUUGUUUUUGAAGUGACAUUUGGCUUUGGGAGAGGAGUUUAAAGUGUCACAGUGCUUUUAACAUCAGCAGAAUUCUUCUCUUCUUGGGCCAGCACGCUGACAUGAAUAAGAAGAAACAAGUUUCUCUCUCCUCUUCUUUUUUCAUCUCUAACCACUAGGGGAUGCAUUAUGAAUAUAUUAUGCAACAAUUUGGCUCAGAGGAACUGUUAACAUCUUUCUUUCCAUCAUUU